CCAUGACAGACAGCGCUUUAUCCUGGCAUUCCUGCUGCUGCCGGCUGGGACCAUGAUUUUCUCCACGCUCGCAUCUUUGUUCUCAUGUCAGACUUGCGCUCGUUCAGCCGCACCGAGACCGGAGGCAGCGGGGAAUCGCCUUUAACUUUCACUGAGCACCCUCGACGUUCGCCGCUGCAGCAGGUACUUCUCAGACUUGAGGUGUCGAAGCAGCCAUGUGGAGCAGAGAGAGCGCUCCUUCACUCCUCAUCUGUCUGCUGGCUCUGGCAGUCCUCUGGAAAAGCAGAUCAGUGAAUGCAGACGCCACAUCUGAUGCCUUCAACACCAACAUCACCCUGUUCACCCGCAUCCUGGACAGCCUGCUGGAUGGAUACGACAACCGUCUGCGGCCUGGACUGGGAGACAGGGUAACCGAGGUGAAGACAAACAUCUUCGUCACCAGCUUUGGACCCGUUUCAGACACAGACAUGGAGUACACCAUCGAUGUUUUCUUCCGGCAAAGCUGGAAGGACGAGCGGUUGAAAUUCCGCGGACCCAUGAACAUUUUGCCCCUCAACAACCUGAUGGCGAGCAAGAUCUGGACGCCCGACACCUUCUUCCACAACGGGAAGAAGUCUGUGGCUCACAACAUGACCAUGCCCAACAAACUGCUGAGGAUCCAGGACGACGGGACGCUGCUGUACACCAUGAGGUUAACUGUGCAUGCAGAGUGCCCCAUGCAUCUGGAGGACUUCCCCAUGGACUUUCACUCCUGUCCUCUAAAGUUUGGCAGCUACGCCUACACCAUCUCAGAAGUGACUUACGCUUGGACCCGGAACGCCUCGGACUCGGUGGUGGUGGAAGGAGAAAACUCCCGCCUGAAUCAGUACGACCUGCUGGGCCAAACGGUCGGACAGGAGACCAUCAAGUCGAGUACAGGUGAAUACACGGUGAUGACGGCUCAUUUCCAUCUGAAGAGGAAGAUCGGCUACUUUGUCAUCCAGACGUACCUCCCAUGCAUCAUGACCGUCAUCCUGUCUCAAGUGUCUUUCUGGCUCAACCGAGAGUCGGUGCCGGCCCGCACUGUGUUCGGUGUGACCACCGUGCUCACCAUGACGACGCUGAGCAUCAGCGCCAGGAACUCCCUGCCCAAGGUGGCCUACGCCACCGCCAUGGACUGGUUCAUCGCCGUCUGCUACGCCUUUGUCUUCUCCGCCCUGAUCGAGUUCGCCACCGUCAAUUACUUCACAAAGCGCGGCUGGGCCUGGGACGGGAAGAGCGUGGUGACUGACAAGAAAAAAGAGAGGGCGUCCAUUGUGAAGAAGAACAACGCCUACGCCGUAGCGGUCGCCAACUACGCACCCAACAUCACCAAGGACUCCAGCACUCUUCCAACCAUCGCCAAGGGCGGCGCCGCCGAGCCCAACAAGCCCAAAGCGGACGGAAAGGCCCCGGACAGCAAGAAGACGUUCAACAGCGUCAGCAAAAUUGACAGGAUGUCACGGAUUUUGUUCCCGGUCCUCUUUGGCAGCUUCAACCUCGUCUACUGGGCCACCUACCUAAACAGAGAACCCGUUAUAAAGGACAUGGUCCCGUCCAAUUAGAGGCCGGCUUCUGGUCCGGGGGGGCCGAGCGACGAACCAAAUACCUCCAGCAAACUGUGUACACACUUCCCUUUGCAGCGUGAAGUCCUGGAUUGCAGUGUGAUCCUCUAUCUCCGCCUGUUUUCUACACUGUCUGCAGCACUUUUGAGAAGCCUGGCUUUUUGUAAAUGUGUAUGUAUAUUUCUAUCCAUGGUGACAUCGUGUGGUUACGUUGGUUAGAGUGCAUAUUUCCUUUAAAGUCUGUCUCCAGUUACGGUACGUGGCCACUGUACAUACCGAUCCAACCAAGAGUAAAACACACCAACAUGAUCACAGACAUUUUAUUUACGGUUUCUUCUAAGUGUGUUGAAUUUU
This is a messenger RNA of Salarias fasciatus (jewelled blenny), 1937 nucleotides long. RefSeq names its product gamma-aminobutyric acid receptor subunit alpha-2-like. NCBI's taxonomy places the organism in Eukaryota, Metazoa, Chordata, Actinopteri, Blenniiformes, Blenniidae. The record is from RefSeq and is a predicted model, not a curated record. The transcript is spliced from 10 exons. Gene Ontology annotation, molecular function: extracellular ligand-gated monoatomic ion channel activity; GABA-A receptor activity. Bases 216 to 1583 code for a protein of 455 amino acids. Gene Ontology annotation, biological process: gamma-aminobutyric acid signaling pathway; monoatomic ion transmembrane transport; chloride transport. Gene Ontology annotation, cellular component: membrane.